CCUAACCAGAUUUCAUGCAAGGGCUAUACGCUUCUUUCGGAUACCGUCAUGUAGGUGAUCGUCUUUGUCGGGUCUGUGCAACAUCGCGGCAUUCGCUGCUUAGGUCAGCAGGGAUGGUCCAUCUCACUCUCAACCGACACUAAUAUGGGCGUCUACCCGAGGUUUUGUCCUAUAUAAAGACCGAGACCCCUCAGCGAGAGACCACCAUAUAUUUGCUUUGGUGUGAUUCAACCUUCUCUCAAGCCCAUCAUUCUGGUCAUUACUUGCCCACCGAGAUCAUUCCCACCAUGGCCGACAGAGUCCAGCAGGUCGUCGAUCUGCCUCCUUGCAACCGGCACAUCGCAACGCAUGAUGCAAAUGGUAAGAGUGUCUACGCUCAAUCACCACCCCAACAAUACAUACCCGUUGAAAAUUUCGGGGGAAUGGCUCGAUCAUAUUCGGUGGCCUCAGUUCCCGCAAAGAUGGCCAACGAUGAAGAUCUAAAGGCAUACAAAAGCAACGACGCCGUCACUAGCUGGGCACAGCCAUCCAUCGUCACCCCGAACGGCGCCAACCUUUUGGUGGUGGACCUGGCUCCUGGUGGUGUGAGCAGCAUGCACCAGACGGUCUCCAUCGACUACUCCAUCUGCGUUAUUGGUGAGAUUGAGCAUGAGCUCGAUAGUGGAGAGGUUGUACUCUUGAAACCAGGAGAUCAUAUUGUACAACGAGGUACAAAUCAUCGAUGGCGUAAUGCUUCCAAGACGAAGCCAGCUCGUUUCGUUGCCGUUACAGUUGCUUGUGAACCCUUUGAAAUCGCGGGCAAGAUGCUGGAGGAGGUCCAUGUCUCUUGAGCAGAAGUAAUUUUGGAACGGUUGAAGUGGCGAGAUGUAGCCAAAUGUCUACUCACUCUUUCGUACAUAUAUACGAGCAGAAUGGGCCUGUUCUUCUUAUCCAAUGCUAUCCUCAUUCUCUGCCUG
Molecule: messenger RNA, 956 nt
Organism: Exophiala oligosperma
Lineage: Eukaryota; Fungi; Ascomycota; Eurotiomycetes; Chaetothyriales; Herpotrichiellaceae
Exons: 2
Coding region: 288-830 (180 amino acids)
Source: RefSeq, a predicted model, not a curated record